CGCUGCAGCGCGAGACCGUUUCAACCCACCGCGAGACAACAAGUGUUUUUAUUCAUUCUGUUAGCAAAGGAUUUUCAUGACAGUCUGAGAUUGUAAGAAGGAAUAAAGGUGGAUAAAGGAAACACGGACAGAGAGAAUCCGUGCUAACAUGGCUGUCUCCACUCAGCUGAGUUUGCUGCUGUGGAAGAACUUCACAUACAGACGGAGACAGACCAUCCAGCUGCUGAUCGAGAUCAUCUGGCCUCUGUUCAUCUUUUUUAUUUUAAUAUCAGUGCGACUGCAUUAUCCUCCCUACGAGCAACAUGAAUGCCACUUUCCCAACAAGGCAAUGCCCUCGGCCGGGACUCUGCCCUGGGUACAAGGUAUCAUCUGCAACGCCAACAACCCCUGCUUCCGCUACCCCACUCCUGGAGAGGCGCCCGGUGCGGUGGCCAACUUUAACGACUCCAUAAUCUCCCGUCUGUUCACGGAUGUCAAGAAGAUUAUGGUCUACAGCCAGAACGACAGGAGCCUGGAGGGCUACAGGGGGCUGGUACGAGCCCUGCGCAAACUGCAGAGCAGCACAGAGGGCUUCAAGCUGAAGGAUUUCCUCCGUGACGACGAAACUCUGUCCGAGUUCCUGAAGCACAACGCCACGCUGAGUCCACACGCCGUCCAGCAAAUAGUGAACGCCGACCUCAACCUGGAGAAGGUGCUGAUGAAAGGGUUCGGAGUGCACCUGAAGGAUCUGUGCAACACCACGCUGCUGGAGGACUUUGUGACCAUCGUCGAUCCAGAUGUGUCUCAGCUGGUCCGGAGAAUCAUUUGCCAGUCGUCCUCAGACUGGCUCAACAGUGCAGAGGCCAACUUCCUGUCCAACCUGGACUUCUUGAAGCCCAUACGGAAGGACGUCAGAUCCGACCCAAAAGUCCAGGACGUAUCUUUGGCCACGGAAAGGCUUCUGGAGAGUCUGGGCUCGCUGACCGUAGAGCUGGUGGGCAUGAAGAGUUGGCGCGACAUGCGGACGGAGAUCCUGUACCUGACGGGCAACGCCACCCACUCGCCCAACCACGUGUACCAGGCCGUGUCCCGCAUCGUGUGCGGCCACCCCGAGGGCGGCGGCCUCAAGAUCAAGUCGCUCAACUGGUACGAGGACAGCAACUACAAGGCUCUGUUCGGCAACCACAACGACUCGGAGGGCGAGCCGGCGUCCGUCUACGAUAACACGUCCACUCCGUACUGCAACAACAUGAUGAAGACGCUGGAGUCGAGUCCCAUCUCGCGUAUGAUCUGGAGAGCCCUGAAGCCCCUGCUCAUGGGAAAGAUCUUAUACACGCCGGACACGCCCGCCACACGCAAAAUCAUCCAUGAGGUGAACCAGACGUUUCAGGAGCUGGGGGUGCUGCGGGAUUUAGGAGGAAUGUGGGAGGAGAUGAGGGUGAAAGUUUGGGAUUUUAUGGAGAACAGUGAAGAAAUGGACCUGGUCAGGACUUUGCUUCAGAAUAACGCCAGCGCUCAGGUCCUCAAUGCCAAGCUGAAGGGCACAGAAUGGCAGGUGGAAGACAUUUCUAGGUUCUUGUCCAAAGCCUCGGAGGACACGCGCGCCCCGGGUACGGCGUACACCUGGAGAGAGGUGUUCAACGAGACCGACCAGGCCAUCCUCACCAUCUCUCGCUUCAUGGAGUGCGUGAACCUGGAUAAGUUGGAGCCGGUGGCCAACGAGGAGCGCCUGGUGAAUAAAUCCAUGAACCUGCUGGACCAUCAGAAGUUCUGGGCCGGCAUCGUGUUCCCGGACAUGCAGGCCGACUCGUCCCAGCUCCCCACCGACGUCAGCUACAAGAUCCGCAUGGACAUCGACAACGUCGAGCGCACCAACAAAAUCAAGGACGGGUACUGGGACCCUGGUCCUCGCGCCGACCCGUUUGAGGAUCUGCGCUACGUGUGGGGUGGAUUUUCUUACCUGCAGGACGUCAUCGAACAAGGAAUCAUCAGGGCGCUCACGGGCAGCAAGGAGAGGACCGGAGUCUACAUCCAGCAGAUGCCCUACCCGUGCUACGUGGAUGACAUCUUCCUGCGCGUGAUGAGUCGCUCGAUGCCCCUCUUCAUGACGCUGGCCUGGAUGUACUCGGUGGCCAUCAUCAUCAAAGGCAUCGUCUACGAGAAGGAGGCGCGGCUCAAGGAGACCAUGAGGAUUAUGGGACUGGACAACGGGAUUCUGUGGCUGAGCUGGUUCAUCAGCAGCCUGAUCCCACUGCUCAUCAGCGCCGCCCUGCUGGUUCUCAUUCUCAAGAUGGGAAACCUGCUGCCCUACAGCGACCCAGGCGUGGUCUACCUGUUCUUGGUCUCCUUCGCCAUAGUCACUAUCAUGCAGUGCUUCCUCAUCAGCACCAUCUUCUCUCGCGCCAACCUGGCGGCCGCGUGCGGGGGCAUCAUCUACUUCACCCUCUACCUGCCCUACGUGCUGUGCGUAGCCUGGCAGGACUACGUCGGCUUCGGCGCCAAAGUGGUCGUGAGCCUCCUGUCGCCGGUGGCGUUCGGGUUCGGCUGCGAGUACUUCGCUCUGUUCGAGGAGCAGGGAGUGGGCAUCCAGUGGGACAACCUGCUGUCCAGUCCCAUGCAGGAGGACAGCUACAGCCUGACCACCUCCAUCUCCCUGAUGAUGUUCGACGCUUUUCUUUACGCCGUCAUGACCUGGUACAUCGAGGCCGUCUUCCCGGGACAAUACGGAAUCCCGCGGCCGUGGUACUUCCCCUUCACCAAGUCGUACUGGUGCGGAGAGAAGUGCGGCUGGACUGCUGCGUCAUCCUCCAACAACAGGGAGAACACAGAAGCGGUGUGUAUGGAGGAGGUCCCGGCCGAUCUGGAGCCCGGCGUCUACAUCGAGAACCUGGUGAAGGUUUACAGACACGGGAACAAGCUGGCGGUCGACGGUCUGACUCUGGGCUUCUACGAGGGGCAGAUCACCUCCUUCCUGGGGCACAACGGAGCUGGAAAGACGACCACCAUGUCCAUCCUGACCGGUCUGUUCCCUCCUACAUCGGGCACUGCCUACAUCAUGGGUAAAGACAUCCGGACCGAUCUGAGCGCCAUCCGUCAGAACCUGGGCGUGUGUCCCCAGCACAACGUCCUCUUUAGCAUGCUGACGGUGGAGGAGCACAUCUGGUUCUACGCCCGUCUCAAAGGUCUGUCGGAGGAGAAGGUGAAGUCUGAGAUGAAUCAGAUAGUCGCCGACCUGGGCCUGCCUCACAAACGCAAGUCCCGCACCAGUCAGCUCUCCGGUGGGAUGCAGAGGAAGCUGUCCGUGGCGCUGGCGUUCGUCGGGGGUUCGAAGGUCGUGAUCUUGGACGAGCCCACGGCCGGGGUCGACCCGUACGCCCGCCGGGGCAUCUGGGACCUCCUGCUCAAGUAUCGCCAAGGUCGGACCAUCAUCCUGUCCACCCACCACAUGGACGAGGCGGACAUCCUGGGCGACCGGAUCGCCAUCAUCUCGCACGGUAAGCUGUGCUGCGUGGGUUCCUCGCUGUUCCUGAAGACCCAGCUGGGCACCGGCUACUACCUCACCCUGGUCAAGAGGGACUUCGACCUUUCCCUCAGCUCCUGCCGCAACUCCAGCAGCACCGUGUCCUGCUCCAAGAACAGCCUCAAGAAGGACGACAGCGUGUCUGAGAGCAGCUCUGACGCUGGACUCGGUAGUGACCAUGAAAGUGACACCACCACUAUUGACGUCUCUCUGAUCUCCAACGUGAUCUUCAAGCACGUCCCCACAGCCCGGCUGGUGGAGGACCUGGGCCACGAGCUCACCUACGUCCUGCCGUACGAAGCCGCCAAGGACGGAGCGUUCGUGGAGCUGUUUCACGAGGUGGACGACCGGCUGAUAGACCUCGGGAUCUCCAGCUACGGCAUCUCGGACACCACGCUGGAGGAGAUCUUCCUGAAAGUCGCCAACGACAACGGCGUCGACGCAGAAACCUCAGACGGAACCAUCCUGACCCUGAGGAGGCACCGCAGGCACGCGUUCGGCGACCACCAGAGCUGCCUCAAACCCUUCAGAGAGGACGAUAACCUCGAUUCCAACGACUCAGAAGGUGAUCCAGAAUCUCGUGAAACGGACUGGUUGGGAGGUUCGGAUGGUAAAGGCUCGUACCAGGUUAAAGGCUGGAGUCUGAAGAGGCAGCAGUUCGUGGCUCUGCUCUGGAAACGCUUCCUCUACGCCCGACGCUCACGCAAAGGUUUCUUCGCCCAGAUCGUUCUUCCCGCCGUGUUCGUGUGCAUCGCUCUGGUCUUCAGUCUGAUCGUGCCACCGUUUGGGAAGUACCCGAGUCUGGAGCUGGAGCCCAGCAUGUACGAGGAGCAGUUCACCUUCAUCAGUAACGACGCCCCCGAAGAUUCUCACACCAACAAGCUGCUCGGAGCUUUAACUGAUGCUCGGGUCUUCGGUGAGAGCUGCGUGCAGGACGACGGGUCAGGCAGAGACGGUCCGUGUCCGAUCAGAGACGACGAGUGGGAGCUUCCUGAAGUGUCCAGCUCGGUAUUGGACAUGUUUCAGACAGGAAACUGGAGCAUGGAGAACCCGUCGCCCCUCUGCGAGUGCAGCUGUGAGCGUAAGAAGAAAAUGCUGCCGGAGUGUCCGGCCGGGGCCGGGGGUCUGCCACCGCCACAGGUUAAAAUCAGCAGCUCGAACACGCUGCAGAAUCUGACGGGUAGAAACAUCUCAGAUUACCUGGUAAAAACGUACGCGCAGAUCAUCGGGAAAAGUCUGAAAAAUAAACUCUGGGUGAAUGAAUUCAGGUACGGUGGAUUCUCACUGGGAGCGAAAGGUUCACUGGAACUUUCCUCCACUGAUGAGAUCUCUGACGCCAUCACUAACAUGAGGAGACGGUUUGAUCUGGAACAAGGAACUGCAACCGACAGGUUUCUGAGAUGCUUAUCGAGUUUUAUUAGCAGCCUGGACACCAAGAACAACGUCAAGAUCUGGUUCAAUAACAAAGGCUGGCACAGCAUCGCAUCUUUCCUCAACGUGAUGAACAACGGCAUCCUGCGUUCCAGUCUGCCCGCCGGCCUGAACCCCGCCAAGUAUGCCAUCAAGGCUUUCAAUCACCCGCUCAACCUCACCAAGGAGCAGCUUUCCCAGGUGGCCCUGAUGACCACCUCCGUGGACGUUCUGGUGUCCAUCUGCGUCAUCUUCGCCAUGUCCUUCGUCCCGGCCAGUUUCGUGGUGUUCCUGAUCCAGGAGAGAGUGAACAAAGCCAAGCACAUGCAGUUCAUCAGCGGGGUUCAGCCCUUCCUCUACUGGCUCGCCAACUUCGUCUGGGACAUGUGUAACUACAUCGUCCCCGCGACCCUGGUCAUCAUCAUCUUCAUCUGCUUCCAGCAGGAGGCCUACGUCUCCUCCACCAACCUGCCCGUCCUGGCGCUGCUACUGCUGCUCUACGGGUGGUCCAUCACCCCCCUGAUGUACCCGGCGUCGUUCUUCUUCAAGAUCCCCAGCACGGCCUACGUGGUCCUGACCAGCGUCAACAUCCUGAUCGGGAUCAACGGCAGCGUGUCCACGUUUGUGCUGGAGCUGUUCGGGAACAACGAGAUCGGCGGGAUCAAUGACAUCCUGAAGAACGUGUUCCUGAUCUUCCCUCACUUCUGCCUGGGCCGGGGACUCAUAGACAUGGUGAAGAACCAGGCCAUGGCCGACGCGCUGGAGAGAUUCGGUGAGAAUCGGUUCAAAUCCCCUCUGGCGUGGGACAUGGUGGGCAAGAACCUGUUUGCUAUGGCUGUGGAGGGCGUGGUCUUCUUCUGCAUCACCAUACUUAUACAGUAUCGCUUCUGCCUCAAGUCCAGAGGGUUCAGCGCCCGCCUGAAGCCGAUCACCGAAGAGGACGAGGACGUGGCCCGAGAGAGGCAGAGGAUUGUGGGCGGAGGUGGACACAGUGACAUCCUGGAGCUCCGAGAGCUGACUAAAGUGUACAAGAGGAAGCAGAAGCCGGCCGUGGACAGGCUGUGUGUGGGAAUUCCACGCGGAGAGUGUUUCGGCUUGCUCGGUGUGAACGGCGCCGGAAAAACGAGUACGUUCAAGAUGCUGACUGGCGAUUCGCUCAUCACAAGCGGAGAAGCUUAUCUAGCUGGCAGGAGCGUGCUGACGGAGAUUGACGAGGUGCAUCAGAACAUGGGUUACUGCCCUCAGUUCGACGCCAUCAACGACCUGCUGACCGGCCGCGAGCACCUGGAAUUUUACGCCAUCCUGCACGGCGUUCCUGAAAAAGAAGUCUGUGAGGUAGCCGAGUGGGGGAUCCGUAAACUGGGGUUGAUUAAAUAUGUGGACAAAGCUGCAGGAAGCUACAGCGGAGGAAACAUGCGCAAGCUCUCCACCGCCAUGGCUCUCAUCGGCGGGCCGCCCGUCGUCUUUCUGGAUGAACCCACCACGGGCAUGGACCCCAAAGCUCGGAGGGCGCUGUGGAACUGCAUCCUCAGCAUUAUUAAGGAGGGGCGCUCCGUCGUCCUCACGUCACACAGUAUGGAGGAGUGUGAGGCUCUGUGCACUCGUAUGGCCAUUAUGGUGAACGGCAGGUUCCGCUGCCUGGGCAGCGUUCAGCAUCUGAAGAACAGGUUUGGUGAUGGGUACACCAUCAUCCUGCGGGUCGGGGGGGGCGAGCCGCGGUUAGAGCCGGUGAUAGAGCUGAUCGAACAUGAGCUUCCCGGCAGCAUGUUGAAGGAGAAGCACAGGAACAUGCUGCAGUACCAGCUACCGUCUUCACUGUCCUCGCUGGCACGGAUCUUCAGCAUCCUGUCCAGGAACAAAGAGCAGCUCCACAUCGAGGACUACUCCGUCUCACAGACCACGCUAGACCAAGUAUUUGUCAAUUUUGCCAAGGACCAAAGUGAUGAGGACCACUUCAAAGACAUUUCCAUAAACAGGAACGACGCCGUGGUGGACUUAUCACAGCUCGACACCUUCCUAACGGACAAAAAAGCCAAGGAGACCAUUUUGUAAUCCAUCAGAAUCUGCCACUGGAUAUUCACUGGAUAUCCGUUUAUAAAGACUCGUGUCAUUUUUUUUAUAUUAUUUAGUUUCUUUCUUUUUUUUUCAGUAGAGUGCGUGCCCACAAGAGGGCGCUGGACCUAAAGCACAAUACUGAAAUAAUGCAAAUCAAUGCAAAGAUAAAUCUGCUACGAUGACGGCUAGGAAGAGCCUGGCGCCCCUCGCCGCAUCGAGAGUAAAACUUGAAGCCGUUUUUAUUUUUUUCCGACAGUAUUGUUGUUACCAGAUGCGUUUCUACAUUUUUACAGUUCCAAUCAGACACUGCCGGCAAGACUUUCAGACAAUUCAGGGUCAGAGUUUAUCUCACGCUCGAGUGCAGACGUCACUCAGACCUGGACACUUUAUGGGUGCAUCACCAAAAAAAAAAGAUAUAUUUUGUAAACUGUGUCGAGUGAUAAUACAGUUGCACCUGUGAUGAAGAACUGGAAAGACACCAGCCGUGAUUCACAAGAAACGUCGGCCGACCUCCAGCGCAGAAGACUCUCUGCAAACAGCAAGAUGUGUAUCGCAUGCUUUAAAAGGCCACGCCCAUGACCGUUAUGUGAGCCUAAGCAUGCAAAUACUAGUUUUGAAAGUAGUGAUCAUGCUGUCGUGUCGUAAAACUGAUUGCCAGUAAAUAUUGCUGCAGGUUUAUAUAAUUACAAGAAGGUGUAUUACUAAAUAUCGUAAACAUUUCAUGUUGCAUUGUGAGUGCCAAAUCAGUCUGAUAAAGUGUAAGGCUGUGUUCAGAAGGACAUUUUAUUAGGGAAUCCAUCCAAAAUGCAUCGACGAGUAUCCUGUUGCUGGUUUGUUGUAGGCAUUAUCAAGUAACUUGUCACUUUAACUGGUUUUCCUGGUCUCUAGCCCAUAAGGCCAAGCCUUGAAGUAUACCAGUGGCAUUUAAUAUUCCCAACACUGGGCCACAGUGUGGCUGCAGGUUUUCAUACCAACCAAGCAUGAGCUCUAGCUGUCUGGACUGUAAUAAGUCAGUCUUGGUCUUUAAACUACUUCUGAUUGGUUGUUUUGAAAACCUGCACCCACACCAGUCAUUUCCAGACAAUAUUCAGUAUUAGCUAACCAAGGGUGACUCCAAUUGGAACAUGCCAAACAGAUCCUGAAGCAUGUGUACUUUCUUGUCCUUCAAUCUAAUGGCACAAGCAAAUUCUGGUACAAUUUAAAGACGUGGACUAAGAUGCGUCCAAGCUGCUGUUUUUUAUCCCAGUGUCCCCUUUUACACAACACACACCAGCAUUUUAGGGUUCGGUUCAUACAAUGCCACGUUUCCGAACUGCAGCUAAUGCAACAUUAGUGGGCAGGCGUAGCUUCAGAAAAAGGUUGGAAGAGAGACAGACUCUAUAUUUACUGAUAAUUGAUUAUUAGUGGAGACAAGAGGGCCAUUCCUUCUACCUACAGAGCAGCCAUUAUGCUCUCUAGGACUUUCAGCCAUCGGUGGCUAUGGCGUUGUUGCAUACCAAAAAAAAAAAAAAAACAUUUUGAUGGUCACUAAAUAGUCCUUGUGAACACAGCUUACAGAUCCAGUGGAUAAGUUGACUGUCGGCGAUCACACCAAGCCAAACAGCCGUGUGACAGUGACUUCUUCAUGGUGUUACCUGUGGUGUCGGAUAUCAUGCACCGUUGUAGACCACGUGCUGUAGAUGGUGGUGUUUGUCCUUUAGGCUGAGUGCAGCUCAUCUAAUGCUCGAUUUUAAUACCGACUUCAGCCUCGGAUGUCUUGCCUAAUCAAAAUGUUUCUGUACCAGCAUACGUCCUGUGAAUGGGUGACGUGUUCAACAGCUUCUAACUCAGGAUUGUACACCUCUUACAUUUUGAUGGAAUCAUUUUUGCACAUUAUCAUACAUUACAAACCACUAUAUUAAUUCACAGGCGCCUGUCGUCUCUAUCCUACAGCUCCAUUUGACCAAAAGUGGCACCAAUGCAUUUUGCAAUUGGUGUUGUAUAGGUAAACUUCUUUACAUUUAGUUUUGAAUCUGGACUGUAAAUUGGUUGAUUAUGGAGAAGUGAGAUGUUAUAAUCAAAAUGACGCCGAGAGAAGUAGUUCGUCGUCAUCGGUCCAACAUUAAAGCACUUUAUAAACAUUUUGGUAAGCUGUAUAGUCCGGGACAUUUACACUUUCUAUAUUUCAUAUGCAGAGAGCUCUUUAUGUAUCAGAAGAUUAAGACAUUAGCAUUAACUGUUUCACUAAGUUCAUUUUGUGUUAAGUUAUGUGUUUACAUUUUAAGUAUUAAAAUGCUAUCUUAAUCUUUUGUCUUUCUGUACUUAUAAAUAAAUAAAAACACAUUGUCUCUAAAA
Messenger RNA from Trichomycterus rosablanca, 9298 nucleotides. It is a transcript of the gene abca1a, whose product is annotated as ATP-binding cassette, sub-family A (ABC1), member 1A. Gene Ontology annotation, molecular function: phosphatidylcholine floppase activity; ABC-type transporter activity; ATP binding. Gene Ontology annotation, biological process: phospholipid efflux; transmembrane transport. The record is from RefSeq and is a predicted model, not a curated record. NCBI's taxonomy places the organism in Eukaryota, Metazoa, Chordata, Actinopteri, Siluriformes, Trichomycteridae. Gene Ontology annotation, cellular component: membrane; intracellular membrane-bounded organelle. The transcript is spliced from 50 exons. The coding region runs from base 149 to 6961 and encodes 2270 amino acids.